This is a messenger RNA of Artibeus jamaicensis (Jamaican fruit-eating bat), 837 nucleotides long. It is a transcript of the gene ANKRD39, whose product is annotated as ankyrin repeat domain 39. The transcript is spliced from 4 exons. NCBI's taxonomy places the organism in Eukaryota, Metazoa, Chordata, Mammalia, Chiroptera, Phyllostomidae. Gene Ontology annotation, molecular function: protein binding. Bases 39 to 578 code for a protein of 179 amino acids. The record is from RefSeq and is a predicted model, not a curated record.
GUGGUGCCCUCCCUACUGCCAGACUCGACAGCGCGGGCAUGGCGGCUCCAGGUCCCUGCGCCGAAGGUCUUUGCUGCACUCACUCGGGCGCGCGGCAGACGCUGGAUGAGAUGGAUUUCGAGAGGGGAAUCUGGUCAGCAGCCCUGAAUGGAGACCUGGGCCGAGUGAAGUAUUUAAUUCAGAAGGCAGUAGACCCUAGCCAGCCCGACGUGGCUGGCUACACUGCUCUGCACUAUGCGAGCCGCAACGGGCACUACGCAGUGUGCCAGUUUCUGCUGGAAAACGGGGCCAAGUGUGAUGCCCAGACACAUGGGGGUGCCACCGCCCUGCACCGGGCCAGCUACUGUGGGCACACGGAGAUUGCACGGCUCCUGCUCUCCCAUGGGUCCAACCCCAGGCUGGUGGAUGACGAUGGCAUGACCAGUCUGCAUAAGGCUGCUGAGAAGGGCCACAUGGACAUCUGCUCCCUCCUAUUGCAACACAGCCCGGCCCUGAAGGCCGUCCGGGAUCGGAAGGCACGACUAGCAUGUGACCUGCUGCCGUGCAACAGUGACCUGCGGGACCUGCUGGCCAGCUGAAUCGCCGCCCUUCUGUCGCAGGCUGCCAUGCAAGGAUACACAGACGAGGCCUCCGGGCCUCAGCUUGGGUCACCAUCCAUGCUGCAGGUUUGGAAACCAAGGCCUGAAGACUCAGGAAGAGCCCAGUUUUGGCCACUGAAGUGAGGGAGUAGAUUUGGGGGCUGUAAGUGCUUCAACCUGGACAGAUGAUGCUAUUUUAAAUUAAUUCAUGUGGAAACAUGUACUCAUUUGGAAAAAAUAAAGUUAUAGUCUUACCUCA